This is a messenger RNA of Nicotiana attenuata, 1072 nucleotides long. Its product is annotated as yrdC domain-containing protein, mitochondrial-like. The transcript has 4 exons. NCBI's taxonomy places the organism in Eukaryota, Viridiplantae, Streptophyta, Magnoliopsida, Solanales, Solanaceae. Gene Ontology annotation, biological process: regulation of translational fidelity. Gene Ontology annotation, molecular function: tRNA binding; nucleotidyltransferase activity; double-stranded RNA binding. Gene Ontology annotation, cellular component: cytoplasm. The record is from RefSeq and is a predicted model, not a curated record. Bases 1 to 624 code for a protein of 207 amino acids.
AUGGGUGUCGCUAAGUUGCCUUUGAAUGAGCUAGCAGCAGAGACUAGUACGGAAAUUGAAUUAAGAUUACUGCCAAAACUUGGAUGUAGUUCUGCUGAAGCAGUGAAUCGUAUUUACGAGAUCAAAGGACGUAAGCAUACAAGUCCUCUGGCUAUUUGUGUUGGCGAUGUUCAUGAUAUACAACGUUACGCUGUGACAGAUCAUCUGCCUCAUGGCUUGCUUGACUGCCUGCUUCCUGGACCUGUAACUGUGGUCUUAAGGCGAGGUGAGUCAAGUAUCCUUGAGAAGUCAUUAAACCCUGGAUUAGAGAGCAUAGGGGUUCGAGUGCCUGACUAUAACUUCAUCAGGGCAAUUGCCCGUGGUUCUAGAAGUGCCCUUGCACUUACUAGUGCAAACCUCAGUGGACAACCCAGUAGCAUAAACAUCAAAGAUUUUGAGAACCUUUGGGAGCACUGUGCAUAUGUCUAUGAUGGCGGAAUUCUUCCAGCUGGGCGAGCAGGAUCGACAGUGGUGGAUCUUACCAAGUUGGGAAAGUACAAAAUUCUAAGACCUGGGAGUGCCAAGGAAGAGACUGUUGCAAUUCUUGAAAGACACUGCCUACUGGAAGAUGGGACUGGAGAUUAGCAAGCUGUUGUUAAGUUGUAGCUGUUCCCCGGAAGAGGACUCGUGCCUGAGUUUGUAAAGCAUGUCUUCUAAAGACAUGACAGCAGAAAGCUUUCUUGGUUCCAUUUGAAGUACAAAUCACUUGGGAAACAUUGAGGAGCACUCAUUUGUUCAUGUGUAUUUUUUUGUUUGCAGUCACUUACUAAUAGGAUCCAAAGUGUGUCUACUGGUUUCCAUUUGGUAGUAUCUGAGAGCUAAUGAAUCGAGUGUUACACGAAAACCUCAUACAUUUGGAACUUCUUGACUUGUUUAGAUUCAGCGUCUUGAUAAUGACUAAUGAUGGCAGAAGUUCAACAGGUAUAGUGUCACAUCUCGUAGUAUCAGUUUCUUUUACUUACAUUCAAUUGAGAGUAUGUAAUUCCACGAACCCAAUAUUUUUAUACAAUGUUACUAAACCUUCACAUGCUUC